AGGAGAGCCAGUGAUCAGAAACAGGAUCAACAUCAACAAGAAAACAGUAAACAUCAACUUCAAAAGCCCUGCGAAACUCAGUGACAGUCGCCACCAGAAACAAAGCUGAUAGUCCCUUUGCCAUACCGUGAUUCUCACCACUUUGAUGCGUCUGAUCUGAGAACAUAAAGCUAUUCCCAGUGUUUUAGUCGACUUGAUAUUUAAGUCAUCCUGCUGCCCAAGUUUGCCAAUUACUCGAGACCUCAAAGUAAAUAAGAGCCAGAUGGUUUACUGAUAAUGUCACUCACUCACCAUAAUAAUAAUAAUAAUAGUAACAUCAACAAUAACAACAACAACAUGAUCUCCUCUGAAGGUUUAGACAACAAACCAAAUCGCCACUUUCAUAUGAACAAUCCAAAUGGGUUUAAUCUGGGGUUUUCAAGCCUGAAUUUUCAAUCUUCUCCAAAUAGUUCCUCUCCAAGUGGUGUUUCUUCUGUUGCUGAUCAAGUUGGUGCUAUAGGACUUCGUUCCUCUUCUCAAAAUGCUAUCCCUUCUGUUAAUGAUGCUAAAGCUGGUGAUACACCUAUACCCAACCCAUUGAAUCGUUCUGAUUCUUUGGAGAAUACAAUAACUACCACAAACAAUAAUAUGAAUUCAAAAGUCAAUAAAAGAUUGGAUAGAAUACCGGAAAAUUUGGGUCCAAAUGGUACAACUCCAUCAGGUAAACCCAGAUUAUUUGUUUGCACCGUUUGUACAAGAGCUUUUGCAAGACAUGAGCAUUUGAAAAGACAUGAAAGAUCACACACCAAAGAGAAACCUUUUAGUUGUGGUGUUUGUCAAAGAAAAUUCUCAAGAAGGGAUUUAUUGUUAAGACAUGCUCAAAAAUUACAUGCUGGCUGUGAUGAUGCAAUCAAAAGGUUAAGAAGAAGAUCUAUUCGUUCGAAAUCAGUUUCAAGUCCUUCAAAUAAAGAAAUUUUAAUGGCUGAUGAAAUGGAUGUGGAUUCUGAUCCUAAAGCCAAGAGACAAAAGGUUUUCAAUGAAGGUGAUUCUGGUGAUGGUGAAAAUUCACAAUUGUUGACUCCAUCAGUUUCUUCAAACAACACAAACUUAUUGUUUUCCAAUUCUCAACAUCCACCUCACCCAAUUCACUCUGUAUCUCAUGGGAACAUUUUCUCAAAUACUCAUAGUGGUAUAGGUGCAUCUGAUUUCAAAGGUCGUCGUUCUUCAUUUUCUGCUGCUUCUGCUUCGAACUAUGCAAGUGUUCCUCAAAGUCAAUUAAGAAACAAUUACUACCAGGAUUCUGUUGAAUUCUCUACUCCUCAGUUGUUACCAGUUGAAAAUUUAUUGGGUUCUGACAAUUUAAAUCAUCAAAGUAUCAAUACUUGGUUGUCUGAUAUUAAUGCGUUACCUGGUUUGGAUUUUUUGAACAACUUUUCCUUGAAUGAUUCUCAACAACAACAGCAACAACAAAAAGAACUUGAUAAUUCUGUCACUCCAUCAUCAUUACUUUCUGACUCGAAAGUUUCCUCCACUGGGUCAAGACCAAAAAGACAAAAUGUUGCAAGAAGAAGUCAAUCACGGAAAUCCUCAACAACAAAUUUAAAACAAGAGACUGAUAUUUUUGGUUAUUCAUUUUAUGAUGAUGACUACACCUUAGCUAAUCAACAUGAUGAGUUUCAAGAUAUGAAGUUUUCUUACCCUAAAUUACCUUCAUCUUAUCUUAAAGAAUAUUCAAGCUCCUCCCCAGAUGGUUCAAAUUCAAACAAUUUGAAUGAUUACGAAUUGUUAAGUGAAUUAGAAAUACCAAAUCAUGAAGAGAAAAUAUUGGCUGCUGGUUAUUCAUUUUAUGGAAGUAAUGAUUUUGCACCUUCAACCAUGUCACCUGCAAAUAUGUUCAAUUUGAAAUCUGAAAAUGACACUUCUGCAAUGGAUAUUGAUUCUCAUAAAGAUUUUUCAAACCAUCAUGAAAAUCAAAACCAACAAAACGGUGAAAAUGAUCAAUAUGCUGAAGACCUUUCAUCUGAGACUCUAUUUACUGAAAACUUGAAAAGCAACAUUGAAAAAGUAUUAUCAAAAUAUCCAUUUGUCAACAUUCCACCACCUGAUUUACCUCAAUUGGAUACUUUGAACUCAUUUUGUCAAAUCUUUAAGGAGAAAUUUUUGUCACAUUACCCAUUUAUCCAUUCAUCUAUUUUGAAUGAAAAGACAAUGUAUCAGUAUACCAAAAAUGAUGAUUCUCCAAAUGAUUUAACUUCAAAUGUGUGUUUACCUUUGUUGAUUGCAACUACAGGCUCAUUAUAUUCAAAUAAUAAAAAGAUUUCUGCAGAUCUAUAUGAAAUCUCAAGACGUUGUAUUCAUGUUUAUUUGGAUCUAAGAAAGAAAACGGAUGAUGCUGAAAAGGCCACAACUCAUAAUUCUCCACUAUGGUUGGUUCAGUGUUUGAUAUUGAGUGUCCUGUAUGGUUUGUUUGCUGAGUAUGAUGAAUCUGAUUUGAGUAUAAUUUUGAGACAAGUCAAUGCCUUGUGCACCUUGAUUAAAGUUUCGAAAUUUACUUCCUUAAAAUUUGAGAAUGAGAAUAUUGAAAUUAAUGAAGAUUAUUUCAAAGAAUACAUUCUAUAUCAAUCCAAAAUUAGAACAGUUUUCAUGAUUUUCAACAUUUCAAGUACUUUAACAUGUUUUUAUGACUUGACGCCAUUUAUUAAAUACAAGGAGAUCAAAUGUGAUUUACCAGAUUUGGAAAAUUAUUGGACAUGCUCAAAUGUUGAAGAAUUUAAACAAAAAUGUGUGGAGAAUAGUUCUUUGAAUUAUUGUCUAAAUUUGGAAAAAAUUUUAAAUGACAUGUUGAUGAAUAACCAAAUCAAUUACAAAAUGUCAGAAUUUGGUGCAAACAUUGUUGUUUUUGGUUUACUACAGUAUUUUUAUUCCAACAAAAAAAAUUCUUUAACAAACUUUUCAGCUGGUGUUUCUCCAUAUCAUUCAAAUUCAUCAAAUUUGGUUAAGAAUUAUAAAUGGGAAGAUUUGUUGAUUGACCAAAAUCUGAAUAUCAAUUUAGAAUCAAUACUAUUGAAAAACAUUUCAGUUAUCCGUUCAUUGAUGAUUGAUUUAUCCAAGGUUAAAGAAUGCAUGUGGCAUAGACGUUGGAGUGAAAUGAGUCAAGAGUUUAUUAGAAUACAUCCAAGAAAUGAUGAUUUGAUCGAUGCUUGCGACUAUUCAAUUAGAACAAUCAGUUUGAUUUUCAUUAAUGAUAUUGAUUCAUCAAAUUUUAAGAAAUGUCUAUCUUUGACCUUACAAUGUUUAUUUUUCAAUUUUUUUUACAUUGCAAAAUUUUUGCACAGUUUUGAAAGAAGAAUUUUAAAGUCAUCAGCAAGUGCAUUAGUCAUAGAGAAUAUGAAACCAAGUGAAUUAAAGUUGAUUUCCAAAAACUUUUCAAUUUAUAUCAAAAUUGCUAAAUUUUUGGCUGAUUUAGAACAAAUUUUGGUUCGUAAUUUCAACUAUCAUGAUAUUGAAAGCAAAUUGGCUACCAAAGAAUUUGAUGAAACACGCUAUAAUUUUGGAGUUCCACCUAGACUUUUGAAUGAGUCAGAUUAUACAACAAAUAUCAAUAUGACACAAGUUUCUCAAGUUGCAAAACUUUGUUUAUCUUCAAGUAUUUUAAAGAUUGGUGAAUUUGUUUUCAACUUGGUUUUUGAAAAGGAGAUGAACUUUAAUAUUUAUAAAAGUUUAAGUGAUGGCUUAUUCCAUUUAAGAGUUUAUUUGGAGAGUGACCUUCAACAAAAAUGAAAAACAAAUACAGUGUAUCAUAGAACUAUACUACCAUACAAAUAUUAAUUAAUUAACGACUUAAUGAUGUUCAUGUUCAAUGAGAAUAUAAAGCUAGACAAUUAAAG
Messenger RNA from Hansenula anomala, 3866 nucleotides. RefSeq names its product DNA-binding transcription factor ADR1 (gene ADR1). The record is from RefSeq and is a predicted model, not a curated record. The coding region runs from base 277 to 3759 and encodes 1160 amino acids. Gene Ontology annotation, biological process: regulation of transcription by RNA polymerase II. Gene Ontology annotation, cellular component: chromatin. The transcript has a single exon. Gene Ontology annotation, molecular function: DNA-binding transcription factor activity, RNA polymerase II-specific; RNA polymerase II cis-regulatory region sequence-specific DNA binding. NCBI's taxonomy places the organism in Eukaryota, Fungi, Ascomycota, Saccharomycetes, Phaffomycetales, Wickerhamomycetaceae.